This is a messenger RNA of Lampris incognitus (smalleye Pacific opah), 2122 nucleotides long. RefSeq names its product haloacid dehalogenase-like hydrolase domain containing 2 (gene hdhd2). Lineage: Eukaryota; Metazoa; Chordata; Actinopteri; Lampriformes; Lampridae. The coding region runs from base 163 to 942 and encodes 259 amino acids. Gene Ontology annotation, molecular function: phosphatase activity. Gene Ontology annotation, biological process: dephosphorylation. The record is from RefSeq and is a predicted model, not a curated record. The transcript is spliced from 9 exons.
CCGAGACCCUGCUGCUGGAGGUUGUUUUCUUAUCAAUAUGUUUUAAGUUGAAUUUGCUGCUGUCACGCGCCAUUUCGCUCUGCUUUCUAUAAGAGAACACCUUCCCGGAAGUCGUCUGUAAGGACGUGUCUUGACGCAUGCUCAGUAAUCCAGGUCUCCAACAUGGGGGGGAGACGGGCUCUGAAGGCAGUGCUUAUUGACCUGAGUGGGACUCUCCAUAUUGAGGACACGGCAGUUCCGGGGGCACAGGAGGCGCUGAACAAGUUACGUCAGACAUCCCUAGCGGUGAAGUUUGUGACCAACACCACCAAGGAGUGUAAGAGAAACCUACUGGAGAGACUGCAGGGGCUCAAGUUUGACGUUCAGGAAAAAGAGAUUUUCACCUCUCUGACGGCAGCACGGCGUCUUUUAGUGCAGCAGCAGCACAGACCACUGCUGCUGCUGGAGGACAGCGCGCUGGAGGACUUCACCGGUAUAGACACCUCCGACCCCAACGCUGUAGUGGUUGGACUAGCUCCCGACCACUUCGACUACCAGUCCCUCAACAAGGCCUUCAGACUGAUACUGGAUGGAGCGCCUCUCAUUGCCGUCCAUAAGGCUCGGUACUACAAGCGUCAGGAUGGUUUGGCCCUGGGCCCCGGGCCUUUCGUUACAGGUCUGGAGUACGCCGCGGACACCAAGGCCACUGUAGUGGGCAAGCCCGAGAAGACUUUUUUCACACAGGCGCUGUCCGAGUUGCACUGCAGCCCCGAUGAGGCCGUCAUGAUAGGAGACGAUGUCAGAGAUGAUGUGGGUGGAGCUCAGAGUGCAGGAAUGCUGGGUAUCCUGGUCAGAACUGGUAAAUACAGGGCGGGAGACGAGGGUAAGAUCGGCCCUCAGCCCUACCUGACGUGUGACUCCUUCCCGGACGCCGUGGACCACAUCCUGAAGAAUCUCCUAUAGCUACAGCUUAAAAACCAGGUUCCACCUCCUGCAGCACAGAACCCUCAGAGGAUUUCAACUACGUGAACACCAUGAUGGGGCCAGGAUGAACACCAUGAUGGGGCCAGGAUGAACACCAUGAUGGGGCCAGGAUGAACACCAUGAUGGGGCCAGGAUGAACACCAUGAUGGGGCCAGGAUGAACACCGUGAUGGAGCCAGGGUGAACACCGUGAUGGGGCCAGGAUGAACACCCUGAUGGGGCCAGGAUGAACACCAUGAUGGGGCCAGGAUGAACACCCUGAUGGGGCCAGGAUGAACACCAUGAUGGGGCCAGGAUGAACACCAUGAUGGGGCCAAGAUGAACACCAUGAUGGGGCCAGGAUGAACACCAUGAUGGGGCCAGGAUGAACACCAUGAUGGGGCCAGGAUGAACACCCUGAUGGGGCCAGGAUGAACACCAUGAUGGGGCCAGGAUGCUCUUAACCCCGGGUGGUGCAGUCCCACCAUGGUGCUGCACACAUACGAGAUCCACAACAGCUGUUGCAGAGUACUUUUUGGUUCCCGGUUGGGAUAAUGAAGUUGUGUGUCACAAACCCAAUCACCUGGUCUCAUCUUUGACCCGCACCCUCUGAACAUGUACCGCUACUAGUUGAUUUUGCACUGCAGGACCUUGUGUGCACACGCCUGGCAAACCUCCACAUCUUAUACUGCGCACAAAACGCAACGCAACAUUCUGUCCACGUUGGUCUGGUGUGCAUGUGGCGCGUUACAGCGACGCGGUGGGAAAACAAAACCAGAACACGAUGAGCCUUAACUCUUCCCCCUCAGCUGAUCCUCAUUAUGCUUCCUUUGCAGGUCUUAAAACGUCUGGAAGUGUUUUGGAAAUCAAGUUAUAGUUUGUGUUUCUUAAAAAGUUUCAAAAUGCUUUAAAUAAGGUAUAGAAAAAACACUGUUCAGAUCUUACACACCUAAAUACACGAAAAAUGUAGACCCACUGUUGUAUUUAACUUGCUGCCUCGAUUCUCGUGACCACUCUAAUAGCGUGUCCUACUCAGACUUGCUGGCAAUAGGUACAUUUAUAUUUAAUUUGUUGCUACACUGCAGCACAGUGACGUGUGUACUUGUUUAGAAGAAGAAUAAAUAAAUGGGAAACGUGCAAAUAUAAGAUGGAGGUGAUGAAGAAACAAUAAAGAGGAUAAA